Messenger RNA from Aspergillus lentulus, 1632 nucleotides. RefSeq lists its product as uncharacterized. Gene Ontology annotation, molecular function: protein binding. The record is from RefSeq and is a predicted model, not a curated record. Lineage: Eukaryota; Fungi; Ascomycota; Eurotiomycetes; Eurotiales; Aspergillaceae.
AUGGUUUACUUUCCCUCUGAGGUCGUUGACAUGAUCAUGUCCCAUGUCGACCCUGAAGACUUCUAUACCCUGUUGCAGUGUGCGCUUGUCAAUCGCCAGUGGUCCAGAUCGGCUCUCCGUGCUCUGUACCGUGCUGAGGCCCUCUUCCCGGGUGUCCACAGAGCGUCUGCAUACGAACACUCCAGGAUUUCCAUAAGACCACUUACGUGGGCCAGGUUUUGGUGGACUUUGAUCGUGUCUGCUUUCACCUUCGAGACUUAUCUCCCCUAUGCCGAAUUCCUUCACACGCUCGACUUAUGCGAUCUUGCGCUUUUGAUUCAUCUGGAUAAAGACUUUGCCGACAAGUUGCGGUAUGGUCGCUUCGCGUUCGACCUCAAAAUCAUUUGUCUUGAAAAUUAUUGCAACAUCUGUGCUGCCGUCGGUUGGGGUGUAAACUCUGGAAUCACCAGGUUGGUCUGUGACAGCUGUCCUGAGACCUGGGAUAACGAGGAGGAAAGAGAUCGUUAUCUUGGAGUUUCUUCGUCCGUCAUCGACUGGUGGGCUCCACGUCUGAUCCGUCUUGAGACUCUGUGGUACAAUAUGGGAAAGCAUCUGCACGUGGACAAUGCACGCAGCAUCGCACGCCAUUGUCCCCGGUUCAAGAACCUGAUGGUGUGGGAAUGGAUGGAAUCAACCAUCAGUAGUGCCAGGUUCGCUUAUGAUGAUUCCGACAGUGAUACAGAAGAGGAAGAUACGUCAGCUGGAGAUUUCCUCAUGGCCCUGCGGCGCAAUACCUUGGAACGGUUCGAGAUCUCUCGUGAUUCCCAUUUCAAGCCUUCCAUGGUGAGAGGCCUGAUUGCUCAUUCCCAAUCCAUGCGUGUGUUGAGAUUGCCCAAGUUCCGGUCGGAGCUGGUGGUCGAACUCAUGAAAUCGAACCCCCUGCAGUCCCUUGAAGCUAUCCACUUUUUCCUCGGUUACGAGAAACGCGCUGAGCUAGCUCAACCGUUCGGAAAGUGGCUCGGUGCUUGCCGAAACUUGCGUCGAAUCGAGACUUGGCUCUACCACGACGAACUCUUGAUGCUAGCGAAUGCCCUCAAGCACGGCAUCGCCUCCUUGGAAGUUCUCAUCGUCCAGCAGAAUUACGAGGAUAAUCCCAAGAUCAUCGACGCCUUCUACCGCGGAAUCUCACGUCAGCGAAACUUGCAGGAGCUCACAUUGAACACAGAGAUGACGAGCGACAAGAGUCUAUUCAUGUGGUGCCUCUUCCCCUUGAAAAAGUUGCGCAAGCUUAAUCUCCGGAGAAUGUCGUCCCAGCUCACGUUGCCCGACAUCAGAACUCUUACCUCCUGCUUCCCCGACCUCACCUGGCUGGGUCUGUACGUGACUCCGGUCCUCGACGAAAUCUGGGACUACAUCGUUGCCCCCAAGCUCCGCUACCUCCACUUGGUCGGCAUUGGUGUGUUGCACGCUCAACCCGUGCUUGAUUUCAUUCAUCGUCUGGGUGAGCAGAACAGGGGAUUCAUUCUGAAGCUCAAGUUCAGCACAUUUGCCGAACUCUACACCACUGUCUCGGACGAGGAUCAUCGCGCCAUUGCAUACGCGCUGUUCAGUCAUCUGGACGGUCGUCUCCUGCCAUACAGAGAAAUGCUCUAG